AUGCAGCUGACAUACUAUAUAAGGAAGGUCAAGUCAGCUUUAAACAAUGGGAAAGAAAACUACUUCGAUCAGAGUGAGGAUUCAGCUGCAGCCUAUCGAAUCUUGAACUGGCAAAUGAAACCAGAUGGAACUGUGACGCAAGUUAAGAUUGGAAACUUUAGUAUCUCAGACCCCCCAGAUAAAGCUCUGGUCCUUAACUUAAGUCUGAUCUCAUGGCCUACUGGAGGUCAACAGGUCCCACGUUCUGUCUGUAGCGAGAGUUGUCCUCUGGGAUUUAGGAAGGCAGCUAUUCAGGGCCAACCUAUCUGCUGCCAUGAGUGCGUUCCCUGUCUACAAGAUGAGAUCAGCAAUCAGACAGACUCCAUUAACUGUGUCAGGUGUCCAUGGGACCAGUGGCCGAAUUAUGAAAAAUCCAGCUGUCUCCCAAAACCCUUUGACUUCCUGUCUUAUGAAGAUGUGUUAGGAGCCAUCUUAGCUGCAUCCAGCUUGAUCUCUUCCAUUGUUCCUCUUCUUAUUUUGAGGCUUUUUCUUAAACAUAGAAAUACCCCUAUUGUAAAAGCCAGUAAUUAUUCUCUAAGUUGUCUUUUGUUGAUGUCCCUUUGUCUCUGCUACUUCUCCUCCUUAGGGUUUAUUGGAUAUCCAGAACACACCAGAUGUCUCCUACGUCAGGUGACCUUUGGUCUUGUCUUCACUCUCUGUAUUGCUUGCAUUUUGGCCAAGACGAUCAUGGUUGUUUUUGCGUUCAUGGCCACAAAACCAGGAAGCAGUCUAAGAAAAUGGACCACAUUCCGGGUCUCCUAUACAAUUAUUUUCAUCUGUUGUCUGUUACAGUUCAUCCUGUGUGUCACCUGGUUGUCUGUCUCCCCACCGUUCUCACAACAUAACACUGACAUUAGACCUGAACUCAUUAUUGUUGAUUGUAAUGAGGGAUCACCCAUUGCCUUCUGGACUAUGUUGGGUUAUCUUUUUCUUCUGGCCACCAUAAGUUUUAUUGUGGCCUUCCUGGCCCGAAGACUUCCCGACAGCUUCAAUGAAGCCCAGUAUAUUACAUUCAGCAUGUUUGCCUUCCUCAGUGUCUGGAUAUCUUAUAUCCCGGCCUCCCUCAGUGCUCAGGGCAGGUACACAGUGGCUAUGGAGAUCUUCGCCAUCUUAGCAUCCAGUUGGGCUUUAGUCAUAUGUAUGUUUCUUCCUAAGUGUAUAUUCAUAUUAUUCAUACCUAAGAUGAAUUCUAGGAAAAAUAUCAUAAGAAAAAUCAAGGAUAGCACCGUAUAUGUUCUAUGA
Messenger RNA from Hyla sarda, 1281 nucleotides. Its product is annotated as vomeronasal type-2 receptor 26-like. The transcript has 4 exons. Gene Ontology annotation, molecular function: G protein-coupled receptor activity. The record is from RefSeq and is a predicted model, not a curated record. Bases 1 to 1281 code for a protein of 426 amino acids. Gene Ontology annotation, biological process: G protein-coupled receptor signaling pathway. Lineage: Eukaryota; Metazoa; Chordata; Amphibia; Anura; Hylidae. Gene Ontology annotation, cellular component: membrane.